GUUUCUUCGUUGUUUUGCUAUAAUCUGUAUGUCAGUAUUGUCAAUUUGUCAUUUGGUGAAUGUUUUCUAAAUAUUCCUUUUGUCCAUAAUAUAAAAACAAGACAAUUUACUCAUCUGUAAGAAAACAUGGCAAGUGAGAGCAGUUCCGCCGUGCUGGACAUGAACGACGCCGACGGCGCCGAAGACACGGAGGCGCCGAGCGUGACCGACGACGCCGUGGAGGGGAUACCGCUCAUCAUGGAGCAUGGAUAUGACAUAGCUGUUAAGGUUGACGCGCCAAUGAAGCAGCUGUCGACACUAGAGACGUUCGUGACUUACCGCGUGCGGUGCGUGUGUGCCCGCUGGAGGGCGCCACCGUACGUUCGCCGCCGGUACAACCACUUCAAGGUACUCCACAAGAGGCUGUCGGCGGCGCACCCGUUCAUCGCCCCUCCAGCGCUGCCGCCGCUGCACUCGGCGCGGCAGCAGCUCGAUAGGUACUCGCCCUCCUUCGUCGCUGUGCGCACUAUAGCGCUGGACGCGUUCCUGAAUAGAGUUGCAAAGCAUCCCAUCUUCACACACAGCGAGGACUUCAAGCUGUUCCUGACGACGCCUGACGAAGAGUUGGAUAAGAUAUUCAAGAGCGAUCACAGCGCCCUCAGCCUGUGGGGGUUGAGCAGCGCACUGUACGGCAGCGCGGACACCAAGCCAGCGAACGGCGCCAGAGUGAAAGACCCAGAGUUCAUAGCGGCGGCGGACUACUUGUUAGCGUUACAGCAGAAACUUACCACCCUGUGCGCGCUCACCAACAAACUGCACAAAGGAUGCGCAGGCGUCGCCACUGAGCUCAUGGGGCUGCGGCGGGCGUGCGAGGCGUGGUGUGCGGCGGGCGGGGCGGGGGCGGGGGCGGGGGUGGCGGGGCGCGCGGCGGCCGCGCUGGCGGCGGGCGCGGCCUCCGCCAGCGCGGCGGCGGCCGCGGGGGGCCGGCCGCGCGCGCCGCUGCACGCGCUGCUGCCGCCGCUCGCCGCCACCGCCGCCGCGCACGCGCACAAGAUCCGCCAGCGGGACGCCAUGCACGCGUCCUACGUUGCGGGCAAUAAUACGGACGAAUUGCAUAACAGGCUAGAGCAAGCGUCCGAGGCGCUCCGUUCCGAACUAUCAGACUGGAUACCAAAGACGCACAGCGAAGUCAAGAAGCUAUUACUCCAGUUGGCCGAGAGACAAGUCCUUAUAUACACACAGAUGUCCCAAGCGUGGGAGAACGCGUUGAAACUGUCCACAGAGGCGAACUACGACGAUAUAUUCAAAACUGUGACAAAGAACGCAGUCCAGAAAUUGUCACCGUCGAAAUGCGGCACUCCCACGGAGACCGAGAGGGAUUUUGAGGAUUUGGCCAGUACGGACACGGAGGACAGGCCAGAACUCAGCGACACGGAGCUGAGGAACGACAAGGACCCACUAAGGGACUUCUCGGAUGUGGAUCUCUCGUCAUGAUUCUGUGAUACCGUGUUUUUAAGUAUUAUAAAAAAGUUUUGAGGUUAUUUUAAUUGGUGAGCAAGGAAUGGUAAAUUAUGGUUUUUAAUGCGUGAUAAUGGAAUGAUAACCCCGUCUGCGUUAUCAGUAUACGCUGGCGGGGCACCAGUGAGGGGUGAUAGGGAUAGAUGAAACAGGGCAGUUGGCCCAUCGUGAUGAAUUCAUCAGGAAUUAACCAGCAAGGGGAACCACGUGUAGGUCGUUGUGAUAAACUAUAUUGCUAGCAAAACCCCAUUAUUAACAAUCCCCCAAAUCUUAUGUUUCGCUGUACAGUAUUUAAGGUAUCCCGGUCUAUUAGGUACGGAUGACGGGAUGUCUACAGAAAAGAGUACAUGGUGUGUUGAUGGGGCGUCCACCAGUUUUUAAAUGGAUGAUAAUGGAAUGGUAACACCGCCUGUGCUAUCGGUAUACGCUGAAGGGGCACCAGUGAAGGGUGAUAGGUGAGGAUGAAAGCAGGUCAGUUGGCCCAUAUCAUUGAUGGCUUUGCAUUGCUAGCAGUCCCCUUUCCCCAUAAUUUUUAAGUUGAUUAUGGUGAUUUUGAGAUUUAUCAAAAGUUGGCACUCUUUAUCUUAUUGCUAACUCCCUAAAUAGGAAGGCUGUCGAAAUUUUGUUUGUGAAGUAUCUACACAUUGGAAUCACCGAAUUUAGCAUUAAAUCCGUUUGUCAUUUGAAAAUUUUAAACAACCUGACAUUUGUUUGUUCGUAAAAAGAAUACAGUUUGCGUGAAGAGAAACGCACAAUUUUCGUCUAGUACUCGAGGCUUAUUCUAAAUGUGUGAUCAAUUAUUUUCAUAAUAAAACCUCUGAAACUUGUGUCUCGUCACAAAACAGACUUCAGUUGUAACAAUACUAGUUAUUAUGAUGUAAAAAUUAAACGAUUGAAUGGAUUUCGAUAAAAUUCCUAUGGGACCAAUGUAUAAGUGCACUCUCUUAUCAGAAGAAAAAAAAUUCCCAAAUCGGUUUUAUAACUGACCAGAGUUAUGAGAUGACGUACAUAAAAAAAUACCACAGAAUUGAAACCUCCUCUUUGAAGUCGGUUGAAAAGUAAUAAUUCUUUAUUUAAGAACCAGCGACAAAGAUGUAGAACAUGAAUCAUAUCAAAUUGGCUAGACUCCUAACCGAAUUGGCGCCAAUAUUUUGAAAAUGGAAUGUGUUCAAAUUGUAAAAAAAAAGUAAGUAAACGAUGAAUUAAAAAUAUAUAAAGCAAUAGUGAUGUACACCUAAUGUUAUUAUUAAUUUAAUCGAUUCCAUAAUAAAAAAAAAAUGUAUUUAAAAUGUAUUAAUUACAAGAUGAUCACAUGCAAUGUUUAAAAAUAAUAAUCACAUUAAAAAAAAAAAAAAAACGCUUCGCAUGUCUUGUCCUGUUCGGGCUGCUUUAGUGAGGCACUAAUUUAGUCGGUUGGCAAGUAAUUUAGUAAUAGAAUACCCGAUUCCGCUGAAUUGCUUACCAUUCGGCUACAAUAUUAAAGCAAUCCGAACUAGAUUUAAGUAGCGGGCAAUAAUGUAAUAAUGUUUCAUGUAAAUAUGGCAAUACUUCGAUGUAAAUUCUAUUGUGUAUAAAUUAUUUAUUGAAAUAUAAAAAUAGUGAUUUUGUAA
Messenger RNA from Galleria mellonella (greater wax moth), 3107 nucleotides. RefSeq names its product sorting nexin-7-like. The transcript is spliced from 10 exons. Bases 127 to 1473 code for a protein of 448 amino acids. The record is from RefSeq and is a predicted model, not a curated record. NCBI's taxonomy places the organism in Eukaryota, Metazoa, Arthropoda, Insecta, Lepidoptera, Pyralidae. Gene Ontology annotation, molecular function: phosphatidylinositol binding.